This is a messenger RNA of Phycodurus eques (leafy seadragon), 3238 nucleotides long. RefSeq names its product family with sequence similarity 219 member Aa (gene fam219aa). NCBI's taxonomy places the organism in Eukaryota, Metazoa, Chordata, Actinopteri, Syngnathiformes, Syngnathidae. The record is from RefSeq and is a predicted model, not a curated record. Bases 158 to 847 code for a protein of 229 amino acids. The transcript is spliced from 6 exons.
GGCGGUGCUGCUGUUUUGCUGUCGAGUCACCUCUGUCGGGAUGGAAGAAAACGAGCCGCUAUAAUGCCGCAACGAAGCAUCUCAAAUCGGGACACUUAGACGCAAACCGUAGUUUAUCGUCAAUACUGCGCCGUUACCAUAACGUUUGGUCAAAAAAAUGAUGGAAGAAAUCGACAGGUUCCAAGUCCCUCCAGUCAACGGAGAGACGCAACCUUUGGAUCCAGCAGCCUCCUCCAACUCAGAAGGUGACCCUGAUGCCAAAGGAGAGACAGUGGCUAUAAACUACAAGCCCUCACCACUGCAAGUCCAAAUAGAGAAACAGAGGGAUCUUGCCAGGAAGGGAUCAGUGAAGAAUGGCACUGUGGGUAGUCCUGUCAAUCAACAACCUAAGAAGAAUGCUAGGACAAGGUUGGUUGUGCCAAAUAAAGGCUACUCCUCUUUAGACCAGAGCCCAGAUGAGAAGCCCCUUGUAGCACUGGACACAGACAGUGACGAUGACUUCGACAUGUCCAGGUACUCGUCAUCAGGAUACUCCUCAGCCGAGGUGAGAUGUCUGAGGGACCAGGUAUCUAUACACACAUUAUAUCUAAGUUCAUGUAGUGUCACUCUGUUAGCCAUAUCAUUUGGCGAAAGCACAAACAUCACCAUCUGGUCAUCGAACUCCAUCGUUACUUCAAUCCUUUACCAGCAAAUCAAUCAGGACCUCAACAUCCAGCUCCUGAAGGAUGGCUACCGACUGGAUGAGAUCCCAGAUGAUGAGGACCUAGAUCUGAUCCCCCCUAAAGCGGUCAACCCCACCUGCAUGUGCUGCCAAGCUGCUCCCUCCACAGCGUGUCAGAUCCAGUAGCACCACCCUCCUCUUCACAAAAGAAAAAAUACAGGGGCCACAAAAAGAGUGGAUUAAACAGUUUGCACACCUUUUAGAAGAAGAAGGAAAAGAAGGGUCUGUAAAUGUCUGAGUCAGCGACUGAGGUAGGCUACACCAAUGGAUCUUGUGCACGUUCCUCCUAUGGUUGGAUGUGUGCACCUUCUGCAUUGUAUGGUGAACUAGGACUGCAAUGAAGGCACAAACAUCAGCUUGAAGGAAAACCUAUUACUUCUUCCCCGACCUUUCUUCAUUACAGUAGAUUUCAUUUUGCUCACAUGGACCAUUCAGGACUGUUGAUUAGAAACAACAUUGGACGAAAGACCAGACACCUCUGAUGGAGAUAAGGAAUCAUUUGAAUUAUUUCAUCUGCUUCUGGUAAAAGAUUGGAAUUUGUGUGGAUCCUCACUGCCAGUCUGCUUUGUCUUCAUGUGUGUGUCCAACAUAAAGAUAAUGUGAAUGUGUGAGUAGUACCCAGAGAAUUAGCCCUCAACCAUCAAGCUUCUCACCAUAAACACUUAAGGUAGUUAAAAUCUUAGUUUUCUAAUUCAUGUAAUGUCUGUUUCAUUAUUGCGGUAAAAAAAUAAAUAAAAAUAAAUAAAAGUGAAAACAAAUAGCUUUGCAUGCUGCCUGUUAAAACUGUCAAAUGGCCGACUUGUGCAGAUGAUUGCUCACUCUUAUUGACCCCUUAAUCAUACUGUCAGACAUCAUUCACGAUACUAUUUUUUUGAGAAGCUAUUUUUAGGAAAUGGUGGCAGAGCACUUUCUCAGCUAAUGGCUACCCAUGCAUCAAUAUGAAGGGAACAUCUUGUCUUGAGAAUUUAGCAGGAGUGGUACAAAAUAUAUUAUAACCUUAGAAACAUAAGCAUUACUGCAUGUGAGCUCUGUGUGCAUGCAACAACUGCCACAAAACUCAAAAAACCUGUAUAUCACACAUUGAAAAUUGGCAAUAUUUUCAUAAAUGAAUAUCAUUUCAAAGCUGUUAUGACAUUUUAUUUGAACACAUUUUUAAAAAGAAGCUCGUCGAGAGAAAUCGAUCAUAUGCAAGGUUUCUACUAGUUGCAAUGCAUUACUUUUUGUACCAAAUCCUACUAAUUUCUUGUGAGAACCUGCUGUUUUGUGCCAUUUUUUUGUACCUGCUGUGAAUUUUGACAUAAUUUACCGUAACGUCAGUGGCCACAUUUUUAUUUCUUUUUUUUAAUUUGAGGUUUCCUGUUUAAGAAAGGUGUAAAAUACUUUUAAGUUCUUCAGUUUUAUUUAAAUUGUGAUUUUGUUGUUGUUAUGUACAUAUCCAACCUGAUAUAUGUUUUGGACAAAUAUCCAUAAUACCUGCAACAGCUUUGAGUUUUCACUGCCAAUGGCCUUUUCUCACACAGUCGCUUUGUGUUUACUACACUGGUAUGUGCUAGCACUAUUGUGUGAAUUUGUUCUGAUAAAGGUGACCCGAAAAGACCAAGGCUGUACCCCACCCCGCCCCCAAACAUGUCAUUUUGUUCUACUUCCUGUGUGCCAACUUUGACCAGUUGGCUGAUAUAACUAAACCAUCACAAGCUGAGCUGUGCUUUAUAACUUGGAUACAACUUAGGCGUGUGUGUGGUUAACACUAAUGGAAGUUACGUAACAUUCAGAAUAUUUUCACGACUUGCACAAUGGAAAUUAUUUAAUUUUAUUCUUCAUAUAUUACAAUAUUUGGGGAAACCUUGUGUUCAUGCUUCAUAACUCACCUUGGGUCUCAUACUGUAUGUUUAUAGUUUUUUAAAAUGGAGAAAUACUACAUUGAGAUGUAGUAUAUCUAAAUAUUUUUUUGUUAGGUUAUUUUUGCAGGUCAAGUACUGUAUAUGAGGUCAUGUUUUGGUCCCCUCAAUGGGACAAAUUGUAGUAAAUGUAAUGAAUGGACAAACAAAUCCCAUAUUAAUCACAAUAUAAGCCUAUUAUGGAAUAAGUUUUCCCCUUUGACUAAAACCACACAAGGUGCCAACAUCGAUGGUUAAAUUGGUGGCAUUAUGUUAAAACAAAGUCUGUUUUGUUACUUAGCUUCUGUUUAUAGUAAACAUUUACACCGACCCGGUAAAAGAUACUAAGGUGUGUCAGUCCUCUUAUAACUAACACUGUUUCUGAACAGUGUCAUUUGAUUUAGCUGUAGCUUCACUUACCAUAUUUUGUCCAUAAUGACGCAUUAAACAAUACAUUUAUUUGCAGUUGUAACAUUUUAAAUUAUUUUCCAGUUUUGUGUAAAAAAUUAUUUCAACCAAUGUUUUGUUUUGUCAGACACUUAUGAUGACUAAAAUGGUUCCAUUUACACUAAACGGUGUUCAAGUUUUGUGUAUAGUGCAACAUGUCCCACAAAAAUAAAAUAGAUAUCUGAAACCCAAA